Messenger RNA from Musca domestica (house fly), 2971 nucleotides. RefSeq names its product V-type proton ATPase subunit E. Gene Ontology annotation, cellular component: proton-transporting two-sector ATPase complex, catalytic domain. The record is from RefSeq and is a predicted model, not a curated record. Bases 224 to 907 code for a protein of 227 amino acids. Gene Ontology annotation, biological process: proton transmembrane transport. Gene Ontology annotation, molecular function: proton-transporting ATPase activity, rotational mechanism. The transcript is spliced from 5 exons. Lineage: Eukaryota; Metazoa; Arthropoda; Insecta; Diptera; Muscidae.
AAAAUUUCCCUUUCACAUGAUGGGAUAUUUACAACUACCAAUCACUUGACUUGAAAGUUAAAAGUCAGAAAUUUUUUGUACAAGACCGACGUAACUUGAGGCGCACACAACCACAUACUUUUUCCAAGAAAGCGUGUGAAGCAGCCUGAAUUUUCCAACAGAAAAUUUGUUUUUCCUCCCAAUUUUCUUCUCCACAAAGUGAAAAACAGAACAAACUGCAAAAAUGGCUUUAAGCGACGCUGAUGUUCAAAAACAGAUCAAACACAUGAUGGCUUUCAUCGAACAAGAGGCCAAUGAGAAGGCUGAAGAAAUCGAUGCCAAAGCCGAAGAAGAAUUCAACAUUGAGAAGGGUCGUUUGGUACAACAACAACGUCUCAAGAUCAUGGAAUACUAUGAAAAGAAGGAAAAACAAGUUGAAUUGCAAAAGAAAAUUCAAUCUUCAAACAUGCUCAAUCAAGCUCGUUUGAAGGUCCUUAAAGUACGUGAAGAUCAUGUUGCCAGCGUCUUGGAAGAUGCCCGCCGCCGCUUGGGUGAAGUCACCAAAAAUCCAGCCGAAUACAAAGUUGUUUUGGAAAAGUUGAUUUUGCAAGCCUUGUUCCAAACCAUGGAGCCCACGGUCAUUUUGCGCUGCCGCCAAGUUGAUGUUGGUCUUGUCAAUGAAGUUCUGCCAGCCGCCGUUGAGGAAUACAAAAAGCAAAUGAUGAACCAAGGCGUUAGUGUUGAUGUUGAUACGGACAACUACUUGCCUGCCGAUACAUGUGGUGGCAUUGAAUUGAUUGCCCUGAAUGGUCGCAUCAAGGUACCCAACACAUUGGAAUCCCGCUUGGAAUUGAUUUCACAACAAUUGGUACCCGAAAUACGUAACGCCCUGUUCGGACGUAACGUCAACCGUAAAUUUGCCGAUUAAGUAUCUUUCAAUAAUUUUUAUUUUCCUCCAACCACCACCUCCCUCCUCCCCCCUCUUGUGUGCAUAAAUUUAUUUAGCUUACAAUAAUAAUAUUAAUAAAACACAAAAUGGUCAAAAAAGUAAUUAUUAUAACAAAAACAACAACAACAGCAGCAAUAACCAAUCAAGUAAAUGCAAAGCAAGAAAAAAUGCCGUUCAAUAAUAAUAAUAACCCCUCUGUUUUGUCUGUUCCCCCCGCUUAAUGCAAAUAAGUUAUUGUUUUGUUUAAUAAUUAAGCCAAAUGAGAAGUGGCAUGUAAAUGCAUCCGAGGCCAUAACUAAAAUUUGUUAGCAAUAGCAAAUUAAUUUCCAUAUAUGGUUUUAAGCCAACCCCAAAGAAAAAUAGAAAAACAUAACUCAUGAAAACGAUAUUAUUAAACACAAUAACACAAACGGGAUAUAUAACAACUUAACUAACUAACCAACCAACCAAAAAAACUUAAAAAAAGGAAAUAAGAAAACAAAUACUAUUGAAAGGCAUUAUUAAUAAAGGUUUUAAGGUAACAACAUAGCAGAAAUACAUUAUACUAUAUAUAUAUAUUGAAAAAAAGAAGAAAACCUAAAAAGAAUCGUUUUUGUUGUUUAAAAAAAAUUAUAUAAAUAUUACAAAUAAUAAUAACACAAACAAAAAUAGUUUAAAGUAAAAAAAAAACAAAAAUCAGUUAUACAUAUAUUUAAACAUAUUUACGUAUACUAUUAUUAUGAUCUAUUACUACUUACAAACGAAAAAUACCUUACAAUUGAUAUACAAUUGAAAAAAAAGACAAAAUUAAUCAUUUACAAAAAAAACAUACAUUCCUGUACAAAAAAAAUGGUUAAUUUCUAAAACUAAAAAUCGUAAAUUGUAUCCACUCCUUUUCCUUUACUUUAAUUAUGUCGUUGACUAUUUUUAAGUUUCUUUUGUUUUUUUUUCUUAUUUUUCUUUUAUUUUGUUUGUGGAAAGCUGUGAUUUUUUUGUACCACCACCUCUGAAACAUCAAAAUUAUUAUUCAAAAGGCGUUACUUAAAAAUAACUAAAACUGCCAGUAAAUGAUAUAAAACCCCCCAAAACUAAUUCCAGGGGAAAACACACGUUUGCCUCUCCCAUGGUCCCCAACAACAUCAGCCAUCUCUUAAUUUCUUUAUAGAACUUAGAUUUCUUGUAUUCCAAACUUUUCAAUAACAGCAUCCUUUAUGUUUAGUUUAAAGAAAUUUUGAUUAUCAUAAAAAAAUACAUUUUCAAUAAUUUCUCUAGACUUAAUGUAGAGUAUUGGAAAGAGCAAAUACGAUAAAUCUAAGGAAAUGUAACAUUCUCUCUUUGAAAAAAAAAAAAACAAAUAUCGCUCUUUGAAUAGUGUGUGUGUGCAUGUUGCGGCGCUUGUCAUUCUCUCUCAACAUUCUUCAAAUAACUCCAUUUCUCUUUGUCGUUAUCUUAGUUGUUGUAACGGUGUGUAGUUGUCCAUGUUGUUAUUAUUAUUCUCACUAAAUCGUCUUUAAGCGGGUUUUUGUUCACUCCCUUCUUCUUCUUUCUUUGGAAAACAAAUUACUUAAUUAUCUAAAUGUUUUAAUUAAAAAAUAUAAAAUAUCAUAAUAUAUAGAAAAAAAUAAAUAAAAAACGUGGGAAAUUAUUAUUACUCUUUUAUAAAUCAAUAAAAAAAGGACCAAGGCUCACUGCUGUUUUCCCCUGUUUUGUACAAAAAACAGAAAAACGCUUUUGAACACAGCUUCAUUAUUUGACAAAUUACAAUUCUACAAUUUUCUGCUAAACCUUAUUAUUCUUUUAUUUUAUUUUAAGAAAAAAAAAUGUAACCAUUCCCCCCUCCUUUCUUUGUAUUUGUUUUUCUUUUUAUUUUCUAAAAGUAUUAUUAUUUCGAAAUGUUAAUAUAUAAUUUUUUUGCUUUCAAAAUCUGCUGUUUGCUGCUUUGUUUUUGAUUUGUAUUAGUCCCACCAAUCCGACCCUCCUCACCAAAAAUAUAUAUAUUGUUGUUUUUUGAAUUUCAUCAUUAAUAAUAAUAAUAAUGUGAAUGUGUGUUAUGUUUUACAUAUA